Molecule: messenger RNA, 771 nt
Organism: Trichomonas vaginalis G3
Lineage: Eukaryota; Parabasalia; Trichomonadida; Trichomonadidae
Exons: 1
Coding region: 1-771 (256 amino acids)
Source: RefSeq, a predicted model, not a curated record
AUGACUGCAAUUCCUAAGGAAUUUCAAGAUUAUGCUCAUUAUUUUUAUUCAGGAUUAUGCUUAGAACCGAUUAACAAAUCAGCUGCUAUUGUUUUGUAUCAUGUAUUCAUUGACAGUUGCAAAGAAAUUGAUUCUUCCACUGGUGAGACGAAAAAUUUUAUCAAGUUAUUCACCGAAAAACUACCUAAAUUCCCUGUUGACGGACCACGAGAAGUUGAAUUCGUAGCUAACGAAUUAUAUGGAGCACUUCAGGAAAAGCUUAGCGCAGGCAUUAUUAAUUCCCAUAUGCCGGAUCAAUUCGUUUUAUGUUCUGUUUUAUAUUCAAUUGUUGAAGGCGAACAAGCAAUGUCUCGAGAAAUCAAAUGCCAUCUCGCCUGCUCAAAGCUCAUUCGUCUUUUACAACAAUUUACUCCGCCAAAAAAGGAAGAGGAUGCUAAACCAGAGGCAGAAAAUGAAGAAAAUAAGGAAAUUAUUGAAGAACAACCUCAAAAAGAGGAUGUACAAGAAAGAGUCUACCAUAUUGAUGUCAGCAAGCCUAUCUUACAACAACCUCAGCUUGGAGAAUCCUAUAAUGCCACUGAAAUUCGUCAAUAUUUCAAAGAUAUCGGCAUUCCUAUCCAAUCCGGUAUUACUCAUCCAACUAAAGUUCACCAAGCAAUACAAAAGAACCUUGAUCUUGGAGCAAGCUGCAUUAAAAACGGUGAUCGAGAAUUAGGCCUUUCUUACUUAAGAACAGCACAAAAAAUCUGGGCUACAGGUGUCCCUCAGUAA